Dibothriocephalus latus is the source of this 402-nucleotide messenger RNA. NCBI's taxonomy places the organism in Eukaryota, Metazoa, Platyhelminthes, Cestoda, Diphyllobothriidea, Diphyllobothriidae. The record is from the annotation of a GenBank genome assembly.
AUGAUUGGUCGGUUGAUCACCCUUGUCAUCUCCCUUGUAGUCUUUGAACGCGGCAAAUGGGCCAUCCUAGAGCCAGUUAUGUUGGUUGAAUGCUCCGCACCCAUCGAGUUUCACGGUCAACUGCUGAGCUCGGUUACACGUCGAAACGGUGUUAUCAUCGACACCGACUUGAGCGACAGCUAUGCCCGAGUCGUAGCUGAGGUUCCCCUGAAUGAGAUGUUUGGAUACGCCGGCGAGCUGCGAAGUCUGACUGAGGGCAAGGGCGAGUACACCAUGGAGUACUCCAAGUAUUGUCCCGCACGUGCUGAGACCACAGAGGCUGUCAUCGCGGAGGCGGAAGAGAAUAAGGCAAAGGAGGACAAUGGCAGUUCAGCCAAGACCAAGAAGAAGAGGAAAAACUAA